CCUCGCGCCGCUGCACCAUGUCCGGCCAGCGGGAGCGUUGCGAGCGCGAGUGGCACGAGCUGGAGGGAGAAUUUCAGGAACUGCAGCUGUCAAAUUGUGAGCUCUGCAAUCAUGUCCCCUGACACAAACAAUGACAAGUGACCUGUUGGUGUUCUCCUCUACGCCUGCCCGGGCUGCUCCAUCCCUCAGGAAACCCACAGGAUCUACAGGCAGAAGUUGGAGGAGCUGACUGCGCUCCAGACUCUGUGUAGCAGCUCCAUCAGCAAGCACAAGACGCGCCUGAAGGACCUGAAGCGCACGCUCCAGAGGUACAAGCGCCGUGCCAGUCUGGAGGAGGCGGAGCUGGUUCAGCAGAUAGAUGUCACCAUCAAGGAACGGCAGAACAUCUUCUUUGACAUGGAGGCCUACCUGCCCAAGAAGAACGGGCUCUACUUGAAUCUGGUCCUCGGCAACGUGAGCGUGACCCUCCUCAGCAACCAGGCCAAAUUUGCCUACAAGGACGAGUAUGAGAAGUUCAAGCUCUACCUGACCAUCAUCCUGCUCCUGGGGGCUGUGGCCUGUCAAUUUGUCCUUCACUACAGGGUAACGGACGAAGUCUUUAACUUCCUACUGGUGUGGUAUUACUGCACCCUGACGAUUCGGGAGAGUAUUCUUAUCAGCAACGGCUCGAGAAUUAAAGGCUGGUGGGUGUCGCACCACUACGUGUCCACCUUCCUGUCUGGAGUGAUGCUGACCUGGCCCAACGGACUAAUCUAUCAGAAGUUUCGCAGUCAGUUUUUAGCGUUUUCCAUAUUUCAGAGCUGUGUCCAGUUCCUGCAAUAUUACUACCAGAGGGGCUGCCUCUACCGGCUGCGGGCUCUGGGGGAAAGGAACCAUUUGGACCUCACUGUGGCUGAUCUAGGGGUGACUGGCACGGCCAAGCAGUGGGCGCUUGGUGGGUCCCUCACACAGGCCUUCGCCCUCUCCCUCCUCCACAGAGGGAUUCCAGUCCUGGAUGUGGCGGGGCCUCACCUUCCUCCUGCCUUUCCUGUUCUUUGGCCAUUUCUGGCAGCUCUACAAUGCAGUCACGCUCUUCAAGCUUUCCAGCCACGAGGAAUGCAGAGAAUGGCAGGUGUUCGUGUUGGCAAUCACCUUCCUGGUCCUCUUCCUGGGCAACUUCCUGACCACCCUCAAAGUGGUGCACACCAAGCUCCAGAAGAACAGGAACAAGGCGAAGACGCCGUGAGCCGCGGGGCUGCGCCCCCGAGCCCGGGACUUUGAGACUGCGGGGGUCUCCGUCGGCACCCUCGCUGCCGAUUCCUCCUCAGCAGCGCCAGUGGCCACUGGUGCAGUGACCUCAGGGGCCAGUGGCCUCCCCGGGAGCAGGGCCAAGGCCCGAGUCCCCGACUGGACAAGAGAAAUGUGACCCAGCCUGUCCGAGCAGUAUUAGCCACCCUUCCUAUUUAUGACGUAUUUAAUGCCGCGCCCUCCCCACCUCCCUAGAAUCGAAGCCCCCGCUGCUCUUGGCCGGACUGUCUUCCCGGGAGAGGCAACGCCUCAGGGAGCCCCUCUGUCCCCCGUCCUGGCACUUGAAGCCCUCAGGGCAGGGUGUGGACAUGCCUCCUGCGGUUGGAUGUGUGACCUGUUGCUUACAGAGUCGCAGGCGGAGGCGGGAGGAGGGCCCCGGGAGUCCGGUGGGGACUCCCUCCCCAGCACACGCUUCUGCUGUCGGCUCCCGCCUCCUCCCAGCCUCCGUUUCUCUGUGGGCGGGUAUCUACCUUCUCAGAGAACCGCUGUUGUGCCUUGUGCUCCUUGUGCUUCCUGAGUCCCCUGACUGCCGGUCACCUGGGGAAAGUGGCCGGGCCGGCCUGAGGCCUGGGGUUCUUGGCCCCUGGAGCAGCUGGGCCCAAGGCAGGCAGGGUUUCUGAGUCACCACCAGAGGGCGCCCCAGCCCCGGCACCAUGUGGGUGGUUUGAGGGCGUUACUUGACACUUCCUGACCCUCAACCCGCAGCCCAUCUUCCCCGAAUCCUUGCAGUGGGAACUCAGAGUGAGACCCAGACCCUCAGCGCUGGCCGGGACUUCAGCCAGCACCACUGUCACCCAGCCCUCCAUCACCUCCCUUACUCAGAGGUUCCGGAAAUUGGGGUGGGGGGUGUCUGAGCAACCUCACUUUCAGGAGGUCACACAGGGCAAGGUUCCUGGUCACCUCACGGUAGAUUCUGAAUUGGAGGGUGAAGAAGCCAAUUUUCUGCCCCUUCUCCCACACCUGAGCCUCAUCUGCCCUUAACGACUUCCCUAUAAAUCCUCUUGGACCAGAAGUCAUAGCUGGUGUCCACAGCUAUGCUGUGGCCCUCAAAGGGGUUUAAAAGUUUUUAAAUUAGUUACAUUUUUAAAAUAUGGAAUCCACCCCCAGUAAGAUUCCACAUAAAAAUCCAGAUCUUGACUUUCCCUAGAUAACUGGAAAGCCCUGGCCGCGUUCCCACAGAACAGCCCUCACCUGGGCUGCCUGCCUGCCCGGAGUGGUGCUUGCUUUCUAGUUUGCGGAGACCCCACCACUCCCUCCUAUCCCCGCCCUCCUUCACUCUCCACGCCGCCCAUCUGGCCCUUUAAGAACUUGGGUUUGCCCUAGACUCGCGUUGGCAACCUUUUCCUGUGACGGGCCAGAUGGUCUCAGUCACAAUGACUUUAGCCUGCAGUUGUGGGGCAAAAGCAGCCCACGCAUAAAUGAAUGGGCAUGACUGUGUUCCAAUAAAACUUUAUUUACAAAAACACACAGCGGCCGGAGUUGGCUCACAGGCCAUAGUUUGCUGACCUCUGUUCUAGACCCUCAUUUGUCCACGAGGCCCUGGACUCUGCUGGAACCAGAGGUCCUUGGUCUGAACGCUCUGGUGAGUCCCCAUGGGGGGGCCUCCGGGAACCUCGGUGGGGUGCGGUGGGCUGAGAGGUCUUGCCCUAGCAGGUGACUUCAGAGAAGCUCAGGCUUAGGCACAGCACUGGGCACAGGGUGCGGAGGCAGAGAUACCCGGGGAGCAGGAGCCACCUGGAGCCAUCACCCCACCUUGGGUAGCGCUGACUCCAGAGUGAGCUCAGGACCAAGCAGCUGUCAGUCUCUGGGGUACUGGAAUCCCCUGGGGCACUUUAAACAAAUUCCUGGGUCCCUGAACCCAGACCUUCCAGAAGGAAGUUCCGUGAAUCUGCGGCUGGGGGGUCCGUCAGUCAAGUCCGAUCUUGAAGGAGGCCAGGGUGGCCUCGGCUCUGGAACACAUCCCCCAGCAGUGGGGGCUGAGGGGCAGCGGGGCUAGACGACUCCUUUGCAGACAGGGACACAGUCUCAGGACUGGCCUGCCCACGAUCAGGAGCUGCUGUCACUUCAUCUGAGUUUCUGGCAGUGGGGGCUGCAGGUGAGGAGACCCCGGGGCAGGGGUCGGAUGGGUGGUCCACGGUGUUUGCUCUGCUUUCCGAGUCUCUUCUCCCCCUGGUCAUGUGCACCCGGAUCUGGGCAGAUGUCGGCCAGGCCAAAGGCUGCCACUGAAGUCCUCUGCGUAGGGUGGGCGGGGGCGAUGCAAUUCCUGUGUCCGUGUCCGGGGCUGCGUUCUCCUGAUAGGCCUGGUUGCAUCGUGGCCCGGCGCUCCCGGGGGAAGGAAGCGAGACCGGAGGAUGCAGCCCUGCCUAUCUCCCCAGCCCAGGGCCGUGGGGCGCUGCCAGAUCCACAGUGGCCCACGGACCAGUGUAGUUGGUUGUUUCAAGCACAGGCUUUGAGGACCUAUUGGGUGAUUGAAGGGGGACACGUGGCUGGGGGGAGAGUGCAAAGAGGGCACGCCAAAGUCCUGGGGACAGAUGCCAGUUCCAGGGCACAGAGGGCCCGAGUCCGCACACUCGCCCACCACCACACAGGCCACAGCUCGAGCUCCUGGUCAGAGCCCAGCUGGGAAAGGAGAAAGUUCCAGACCAUCCAAAGAGUCUUGCCACAGGCUCCAGACACAACUCCGAGUGCCCUUCGCGAGCUGGGGGUGGGCAGGUCCCGGGGAGUAGCCGGCCGGGCCCUGUCAGUCCUGUUCUGUUCUGAGGGCUGAGUGCCCGCCCCGAGGGGUCAGAGCAGCAGGCACCGCCGGGGGUGUUUCUGCCGCUGCGCUUUCUUCAGGGCGCUGAGGGCCACCUUGGCGGCCUCUCGGAAGACGUCCUCCACGUUCUCCCGAAACUUGGCGGAACAUUCCAGGUAGAGGGCGGCUUGCAUUUGCUGGCAGGUGUUCAGGCCCUGGGGGAGGAGGGAACAGCAUUCGAUGUGGGGCCUGGAGCCUGGGGCGCCUCCUGACACCCCCUGGUGGGCUUGGGGCUGGCUUUAGGGGCUGUGGGGCCUUGGUGUGGGGCCCCUCUUGCUCCCUCCCAACCUCCCUCCCACCCUCCUUCCCAACUCAGGCAGAAACGGGGCGGGGGGGUGGGGGGGGGAUGAAUUCUGAGAACGGGGUUGUCUGUCCUGUCUGUCAGGCCUGUGAGGAGAGGUGGGCUUCCUCCCCAGACCUCUCUCCCUUCUGGAAAGCACCGUUUAGGCAACGGAGCUUGUCAUUAGAAUUAAAAAUACCUAUUUCUAAAA
Molecule: messenger RNA, 4572 nt
Organism: Myotis lucifugus (little brown bat)
Lineage: Eukaryota; Metazoa; Chordata; Mammalia; Chiroptera; Vespertilionidae
Gene: TMEM120B
Product: transmembrane protein 120B
Exons: 12
Coding region: 397-1260 (287 amino acids)
Biological process (GO): fat cell differentiation
Cellular component (GO): nuclear inner membrane
Source: RefSeq, a predicted model, not a curated record